CAAAGUGUAGAGCAGGAGCGCGGGGGAGCGCGGCGGCGCCUCUGCCACCAAACUCUUGGGGCUCCGUGGUGUUCGGAUUCAUCUCUUCUCCAGCCCGCAGAAGCCCUCUCACCAGGCUGCGGCUUCACUUUUUCCUCGCUUUUCUUUUUCUUUAAAAAACACAUAUUUUUGUUGUUGUUCCCUCUCUCUGUCUCUCUCUUCUGAUCACAGCAGCCCGGACCUUCCCGGGCUCUUCUCUCCGGGGCUGCCCAUCCCUCCGCUGCCCGUGAGGACGCUCGCCCAGCGUUGGGCGAAGCAAAGAAGAAAAACUUGUCGGAGGGGUUUCUCCAGACUCCCUAACCCCCCCCACCUCCCACGAACCCCAACCAGCCGCCGGCACCAGUCCUAAGUCUGGGAAAGUUCCUCUGGUGCUCGGCGCCCUCUUGGAUCUGCAUGGCACCGGUGCUGGCUGUGGAAUUAGAUCUGUUUUGAACCCAGUGGAGCGCGUCGCGGGCACUCGGAAGUCACCGUCCGCGGGAGUCUGGGUGGCGCUGCUUGCGAGGACCCUGGAGUUUGCCGACUCGGGCUGACGUGACCUUUCCUCCCCGCACUUGGUGGUAUUGUGUGGACUGAGGACUGCUAGGGUGGCAAGUUGAGGGGAAAGCCCCCGAAGUCCAGAGAGGGCUGGACUCCCUGCCCCUCCUUCGCUCGCUCGCCGCUGUUCUCUGCUACCGGGAGUAGAAGCCUAUCGAAAGGGACCGAGGCCUCAGGAUCCCACCCGAGACCCACGCGCAGAGCUCGGAGCCUCUAGCUAUCCCCACGGAGAACCCCGAAGUCCUCGCUGGGCAGGGAAGGGAGAUCGAGGCAGAGGCAUGGCGAGGUUCCCGAGGGCCAACCUGGCCGCAGCAGGAGUUAUGUUACUUUGUCACUUUUUAACCGACCGAUUCCAGUUCGCCCAAGGGGAACCUGGACACCAAAUCACUGACUGGAAGUAUGAUGUUUCAAAGACCUUUCCUCGAGGAGAAGUUGGGGUGGAUGUGAACUCACAAGCCUACAGCCACAGGUGGAAAAGGAAUUUAGACCCUUUUAAGGCAGUAGACACAAAUAGAGCCAGCAUGGGCCAAGACUUACCAGAGUCCAGAGGUUUCACUGACCUGUUACUGGAUGAUGCUCAGGACAACACCACCCAGAUCGAGGAGGACACAGAUCACAAUUAUUACAUAUCUCGGAUAUAUGGCCCAACGGAUUCUGCCAGCCGAGAUCUGUGGGUGAACAUAGACCAAAUGGAGAAAGACAAAGUGAAGAUUCAUGGGAUACUGUCCAAUACGCAUCGGCAAGCAGCUAGAGUGAAUCUGUCCUUCGAUUUUCCAUUUUAUGGUCAUUUUCUACGUGAAAUCACUGUGGCUACUGGGGGUUUCAUAUACACUGGAGAAGUUGUACAUAGAAUGCUAACAGCCACACAGUAUAUAGCACCUUUAAUGGCAAAUUUUGAUCCCAGUGUAUCCAGAAAUUCAACCGUCAGAUACUUUGAUAACGGCACAGCACUUGUUGUCCAGUGGGAUCAUGUGCACCUGCAGGAUAAUUAUAACCUGGGAAGCUUCACAUUCCAGGCAACACUCCUCAUGGAUGGACGGAUCAUCUUUGGAUACAAAGAAAUACCUGUCUUGGUCACACAGAUAAGUUCCACCAACCAUCCAGUGAAAGUCGGGCUGUCUGAUGCAUUUGUCGUUGUCCACAGGAUCCAGCAAAUCCCCAAUGUUCGAAGAAGAACAAUCUAUGAAUAUCACCGAGUAGAACUACAAAUGUCAAAAAUUACCAACAUUUCAGCUGUGGAGAUGACCCCACUCCCCACAUGUCUCCAGUUCAAUAGCUGUGGUCCUUGUGUAUCCUCUCAGAUUGGCUUCAACUGCAGUUGGUGUAGUAAACUUCAAAGAUGCUCCAGUGGAUUUGAUCGCCAUCGGCAGGACUGGGUGGAUAGUGGAUGCCCAGAAGAAGUACAGUCAAAAGAGAAAAUGUGUGACGGCACAGAGCCAGCGGGCACUUCUCAAACCACCACGACGUCACACACAACCACCAUGCAAUUCAGGGUCCUGACUACCACCAGGAGAGCCGUGACGUCACAGAUGCCCACCAGCCUGCCCACAGAAGAUGACACAAAGAUAGCUCUGCAUCUGAAAGAUAAUGGAGCCUCCACAGAUGACAGUGCAGCUGAGAAGAAAGGAGGAACCCUCCAUGCCGGCCUCAUCGUUGGAAUCCUCAUCCUGGUCCUCAUUAUAGCAGCGGCCAUCCUGGUGACAGUUUAUAUGUAUCACCACCCAACAUCAGCAGCCAGCAUCUUCUUCAUUGAGAGACGCCCAAGCAGAUGGCCAGCAAUGAAGUUUCGAAGAGGAUCAGGACAUCCUGCCUAUGCAGAAGUGGAACCAGUUGGAGAGAAAGAAGGCUUUAUUGUAUCAGAGCAGUGCUAAAAUUUUAGGACAGAGCAGCACCUGUACUGGCUUACAGGUGUUAAGACUAAACUUCGCUUAUACCUUUAAAACAAACAGACACACACCCACAGCCACACGCAAAGGAGCCCUAAACUGCUGUAGCCAGAAGGGAGACAAGAUUUCUGGAUUAGUCCAGCCCAGGAACAUUGAAAAGAAAACUCAGACUUGUACAAGACACCAUGUACACUGAAUAUAAAAUUCCCUAGUGGAGUGACAUACAUGGUUCAUGAGGAACAUCUCCUGUGGACUUGCUGGAAGUGUGACAAGAUGACAGUGUUUUUAGUUUAGGUGCAGGGUUGCAAAGGGAUCAAGGAAAAUAUAAUGAUAAUAAAUAAAGCUUUAGUUCGCAAGGGAUCUACACCUUUGGUUCAAAUGUUCUUCUCUGAUGUCUCAACGAUAACCAUGUUCCAAAGCCUGAAUGCUCUCCCUGGAAAGAGCAAUGAUGAAUGUUUCAGGAUUGCUGAAAACAAUAGCUCACGUGAGAACAAAACCAAAUGGAGGUUUUUCUAUCUUUCCCAAACAGAAUUUUGGCAAAGGGUUUUUACUUUUUGCUCUAGAUGCAGAUGUUCCAACAAGUUCAUUAUUCCAUAGGAUGAACUUUCAUCUGUUCAGAAGUUCACUAUGCCUGCCUCUUCCCUGGUAAUGAAUACCCUUCCUGUGAGCUGUGACACAAUUUCCAAAUGUUAAGCUAGAGACUAGAGAGGAGGGCAUAGCCAGUGGGGGUUUUCCAUUCUCUCACUUCAGAAUAAAACAAGUUUUCUUUUCAGAGGUGCUGCCUCCUCUCCCACCUGGAGUCCUAAAGCCUCAUUUGCUCUUAGCUAAUGGGAACUGACAGAAAUAACAGGAAGAAUUGUGUGAUCCUUUUUUGAGACAAAUAUCUUAAGGGAUUUUGAACACCCAUUAAAAAAUUUGCCAUGUUUGUGUGACAAACCCAUUUCAUUGUCAAUUCCUGUCUAAGAAGCCAUUCAAGUCAACAUAUCCUGGUGACAGGAAAAAUAGGAAAGAAAAAAAUGGAAUAACCCUGCUGAAUCAUGCAGUAAUUUUCUUUAAAGCACAUAGUAGUUACAUAAAUAUAUAUAUAUAAAUAUAUUUUUGUUUAUAACUAACACAAGGCAGGCUCUUGUGGCUCUAAAGAGUGUAUUUUGUCAUCAAGACAAAACAAAUGCAAGAUGUAUCACUGCAUUCCUUCCACAACAUUGUAAGAUAAUCCUUAAUAUUAGAAUAUUUUUGUGUCACUUCCAAAUUUGGUUCAUUUAGUUGCAGCAUGUAUCAUUUUGCAGCCUAUUGGAUCCACUCUUUCAUUCAUAACAACCCCUCCUUCCAUAAUUCAAAGAAGCAGUUGUAAACAUCCCUUGAGUGAAAUUCUCAUUUAUUGUACUGAUUGCAGUACAAUUUUCGAAAACUCCCCAUAAGUAAAGAAAGGAAGUGUACCAGUCAAGAAGGAAAGCUGUUGAUGUAAAGCAUAUCUCUAAACAUGAGGUCAGGUACUGUAGUGUAGAAGUCCACCAAUGGCUUGACCUGUAAAACUUCAACAUUCUGUGCCAAGAAAAAAUUCUGGUUCUUACAAGAUACAACAUUCAACAUUUACAAAUUCAAGUUUCAAAAAGCAAGGAUUCUCAACAGUAGCACUUCACUGACAGUUUACAAUCUGUGUACAGUAUCUACACUGGACAGUAUCCAUCCCCUAACAGGGUAUCACAUUAUCAUCCCCAGUAUCUGACAUAAGUGAGGGCUCUUUUCUGUCACAUGUGUUUUUCUUUACGAUUUAAAAUAUUUGAUGGUGGUACCAUUUCCCUAACUUCAGCUAAACAUGCCAGAAAGCAAAGGUAGAAGACCAACAUGGCUGCAGGAUGUGAUGACAAUCUGUUCCCCACCAGCUAUGCUCGAGUCAUAUGAGCUAUCUCAGCUUAUUUUUGUUGGUGUAGCUUUGGUGAGAAAGCAGUAGCCAAAUGACUUGCCAAUGUAACUGGUGCAACUGGUAUUCCACAGACACAUAAAGUACACAUAGACAAUUUUCCUUUUAGGAUAAGAUAAGGAUGCUUUCACUUGCUUUAGCAAUAAGCAUGGCUUCCAAUGGCAAUGGACUGGCAGACACAUAAAUCUCUUUGCCUAUACAUCUCACUGCUAACAUAAUUCCCACAAGUAGUAAUGACAUCCUUACCCUUCAAAGCUGUCUUCCAUUUGUUACUUGAAACAACUGAUAAUUCUGUUAAAUGAAUACACAAGACCCUCAAUUAUUCAGUACAUCAAAGCACUAAGCAAUGAGGCAAAAUUGGAAGCAAGGAGGAUUCUAAUUUGUGUGGAAAUUUUCUAAAAUCCCUAAAAGAAAGAGUUAAGCUUCGUAUGAAUCCACAAAAUAUUGGUAGAGUCUCUUUGCUCUAUGAAACUUUAAUUCUGUUUGCAUUCUGCUGUAUUCUUGAAUCCUGUUUACUUCAGAGGAAGGGCAUAUAGGAUUUCUAGAAAUUUUUCAAAAGAAUCCAGUAUAGUUGAUGUUAUAUGGAUUAUGCAUUAUGAAGCACAGAUACAAGUACCUUGGUCAACAUUCUGUGAGCUUGAAGAAAGAAUGACAAUGCUGUUCUUAUGAGAGGAAUAACAAUGGGAUGCAUACGACCUUAAGACGAACCCAGGGAAUUGGUGCUGCAAAGGAACUCAGCUAUUUUACCUUAAUUUUAAGAGUAAUGACCAGUGAUUAUAUAACUAAUCAACCAACCAUAUGGUCCAUGUUAUCUAUUGGCUUGUUUGUGAGUGGUUGAAACCUUGUGGUACACUAACAAUUAGAAAGACAAAGGUUAAUGGCAAAGGUCAAUUGGGCACAGAUGUUUUUUCUGUAAGGUUUCUGGGGUAUUCAGUAUACUCUCAAAUGUAUGAUUUAGAUAGGUGCUGUCCACUAUUAUCUACUGGACAAUUAUGGCUAGUAAUUUUUAGAUUAAUACAAUUUAUAUUCAAUCUCCUGGUCACGUUUGAAGUGACCCAUAGCCACACAUGGCUCAUGGCUACCAUUGCGGUCUACACAUAAUUCUAUCAUUGAAGAAAUUUAAUUAUAAAGUCCUAUAAUGUUUUAAUUGAACUACUUAUUCUUGAAGGAAAUAGUGGAAGGAAAGAAGGAAGGAAGGAAGGAAGGAAGAAAGGAAAUAUGGUAACACUUAGACACAUCAAAAAUUUUUUGUAAUAUAUGUGAGGCCUCAUAGAGAAAUGAAGAGACUUAGUUGACAUGGCUUUGUGUCUUCAUAGUGUUUUCUCAGAAAAAUCAUUUCAAUCUCCAUGAGUCUCAAUUUUCAAGUUGUAAAAACAUUAAAUAUGUUGUCCUGUCUUUUUUGAAGUAUUAUUUUUGCAGACUGAUUAUACAUACAGAUGUAAAGAUUUUCAAAAAUUUACAUCAAUGUAAUCUAUAAAGCACAUCUGUAGGGCCAGUACCAAACUGCACACAAAGGAAGAAUAGUCCAUCAUUCCAAAAGGCAACUAAAGAUAAUUAAGGCAAUACAUUCUUGAGAUGCUGUUAAAGCACAUAGCAAAACUGCUUGAAUAUUUUUUGUUCUUUUUUGUUCAUAUUUUUCUUUUCUGACUCUUUUUCUUAUUUGCACAAUUGCUGUGUCUCCUCUACCUGCCUGGACUCUUUCUUAUGUCACUUGGUGCCUCUCGUUAUUCUGCUUUUCUACUUUACUCUUUACAAUAAAAUGAAUCCCAGGAUCUUAGCAGAAGAUCUUUUGAAAACAAAAAUGAUACUACAAACAUUAGCUAUCUCAUAUUUAUUUUUAUUUCUAAUACAAAUGUAAGGCACUAUGAAGUUAAAAUAAAAAUAUUAUGGAGACUUGCUUUUUAAUGUAAAUUCUGCAAAUACAAACUUUAUAAAAGGAAUAGUUACUUUAAAGUAUGCUCUUGUCCAGAUAAUAUACAGUGUGGGAAGGUAUCUCAUGCAACCUGUUCAUUUUACUGACAAGAAAACCAAGACUUAAAUGAUACAAGAAUUCUCUCUGUUGUUAAAAGUGGGUUUUAAACUUAAAAUUCUCAAUUCGUCUUUUUUGCUUCAAUUGUUAUUGCUUGCAUUUUUGCAAGCAAUUAAGACAAACAAGCAGCUUAAAGUCCUAAUCCAUGACAAAAUUAACUUUAUCUGAUAUAGGGAUGAUCUGUAUAUCCUAUACUAUAAUAUGAAGCAUUAAACAACCUUCGUGCAUCCUGUUACUAUCUCAAGAAUGCUGUUAUUCUGUUUUGAAUUCCGUCUCCUAUAGGAUCCGUAUAUGUGUCCCUUCUCCCACUCUCAGCUGUGGUCACCAGGUUAGCAACACUAUUAUCUUUGUCAUUUAACUGUUCUUCUGUCUUUGUUUCAUUUCUACUCAAUUGUAUUUGAAAACUAAUACUGUUUUUUGAAGAAUUUCCACCACAUAAAUAAUCAGUUUUAACUUGUUCGUGAAAACUAUUUGGCCACUUGUGAUCCAAGAAGACCUUGUGGGAAAAUAUUGUGAGAUCAGCGGUGUUCCCUAUGAUGUACUCAUAUCAUUGUGUUUUUAUAAAGCACUUUACAUUUUA
Messenger RNA from Mesocricetus auratus (golden hamster), 6989 nucleotides. RefSeq names its product plexin domain containing 2 (gene Plxdc2). NCBI's taxonomy places the organism in Eukaryota, Metazoa, Chordata, Mammalia, Rodentia, Cricetidae. Bases 852 to 2444 code for a protein of 530 amino acids. The record is from RefSeq and is a predicted model, not a curated record. The transcript has 14 exons.